AUGGAGAAUCAAAAGCAGACGAGUUUUACGUUUGAGAUAGAUAAUUUUUCCGAGAAGGAAGGUCUCAUACGAUCUCCAAAAUUUUCAAGCGGCGGCUGCGAAUGGAUUGUUAGGGUUCAUCCCAAAGGAAAGAUUGUUAAUGAUCACUUGUCUCUGUUCCUUCACGUUGCGAAUCCUGAAUCAUUGAGACUUGGAUGGAAAAGACUAGCUAGUUAUUCCUUCUUUCUGGUGAAUCAAUCAGGCAAAGAGCUCUUCAGAAUAAACGAAGCGUUGUCCGAAUUGUUCUGCGCUCAGUUCCCAGGAUCUGGUAGGGCAAAGGCCGUGCCUCUUAAAAAACUUCAAGAAAAAGGGUUUUUGGAGAAGAACAAACUGAGAGUUAAAGUGGAAGUCAAAGUAGUUGAAGUUGUUGAUCAAGGAGAUGCCACUGGGAAUGAGACGUUUGAUGUCAAGGGUUUCCAAGUUCUUUAUUCUCAGGUGAUUUCAGUGACCGAGCUUUUCUUGAAACACCCUGACAUUGCUGCAAAUUUCAGAUUAAAGAACCAAUCGGUGAAGACAACAUACAUGAACCUACUUCUCGGUCUCAUAGAGACACUCAAAAAGCCUCAACAUACCUUCUCCGAGACUGUGCUAAGCAACGCUCAGGAUGAGCUGAUGGAGCUCACGGAAGCAGGAUUCAAGGUUGACUGGUUGAAGACAAAGCUAGAUGAGGUUUCCUUGGAGAGGAAGAAAGAUAAUGCUCGAGUCCAAGAACUCGAGGAACUCAUCAAGAAUCUCAAACUUGAACUGAACAAGGAGAAGAGCAAAACUGAUGCUUCUGAUGCUAAAGUUCUGUCGUUGGAGCAGACGGUGUCGGAUCUUAAAGACGUGCUGAACAAGCAGAAGCAUGAAUCUGCUGCUAAAGUUCUGCUGUUGGAUCAGACAGUGUGGGGUCUUAAAGAUGAGGUGUCGGUUCUUGAAUAUGAGGUGUCGGAUCUUGGAGAUGAGCUGAACAAGGAGAAGGGCAAAUCUGCUGAUAAAGUUUGGACAUUGCAACAGACGGUGUUGAAUCUCAGCGCUGAGCUAAAGAAGGAGAAGGGCAAAUUUGAUACUUGUGAUGCUAAAGUUUUGUCAUUGGAACAGACAGUGUUGAGUCUCAGAGAUGACCUAAAGAAGGAGAAGGCUGCUGCAUGCUCUUGGGAAGUAUUGGAUUACGCAGAUCUCCCUAAUGAUAAGUAG
Microthlaspi erraticum is the source of this 1215-nucleotide messenger RNA. NCBI's taxonomy places the organism in Eukaryota, Viridiplantae, Streptophyta, Magnoliopsida, Brassicales, Brassicaceae. The record is from the annotation of a GenBank genome assembly.